GCACAGCCUUCCAGAUGACGGACUGCCAGUUCUGGAAGAUUGGCUCACGGUCUUUGAAGGGAUGCUGUUUUCAGGGGUGGAGUUGUCCAGAGAGCCGAUCGAUGUGACAGCAAGGGUCUUAAAGAUGGAUUGCGCAUGCGUUCAGUGCAUCGCAUUUGGCCUGUUGCUUGCAAGAGACAAUGACAUCACGCCUGAAAGCGAGAAGGUUCUGGAGCCUUUUGCGAACCUCUUGGACAAGGGGUGGCUACUGCCAGUCCAUGUCAGGAUGAACAUGGAUGCUGUUGCAUCCAGCUAUACCAACAUGAUGCUGAGCUUUCGCGGCGGCGAGCGCCAGCCGCCGAAUGUCCUUCAAAUGUCAUUACGGUUCUCCGCCAUCAUGGAAACUCGGUCCAUGCAGGGCCUACAUUCGAAGGAUUGGUCGGCGGAAGACCGCCUUCGUAAGGUGGUCCAGGAGUUCCACUCUACGAAUGGGAUGCUGCAGAAAUGGUUCCUGGACGAAGAUAAGGUCCAGAGCAUCCUGAACAUGAUUACAGCAACAUCGGCGGGAUCCAGGGAACUCAUUGCCAACCAUCUUCACAAAUUCAAGUGGAGCCAAUCCGCCCUCACAUCGGAGCUUUUGAGAAAGCCGAGAUGGCUUCUGAAAGCUGUGCCGCGUGGAUGCCAGCCUCACUUGAAAGUCUUGCUCACAGUCACGGAGACUUCGCAGGAGAUGUUCCUGGCCUUGGUCUUUCACCAGUUCCACCUCAAGACGCGAAAAGUCCGACCGAACCAGAGGCCGCGGUGCAGGCUGAGUGCGCAAGACUGGGACGCAUACAUCAAUUUCGCCUGCAUCUACGCACAUGUCUUGAAAGAAGCUUCUCUCUUGGCAGACGCUCCGGAUUUGGAAACCAUCAAGAAGGCAUUUCUGGACCUGGACUACUUCGAAGAGAUUGAAGCCAUCAUCAAGGCAGAGCCGGCCGGAUGGACUGUGAAAAACCUUUGCUUGUGGACUGAGAUGGUGCAAAGGGAGACGCCGGCGACAGCAAUGGGAGUUGCUGUUGAUGAGAAGACUGUGGAGGAGAAAGAAGAGGAAUUGGAAAAUGCAGCCUUUGCAUCACUUAAGGCAAAAAUUGCGAAGGAUGAAUGCGCAUGGACGGCUUUCAACGCAGCGAAGACCAAGCGAGCCAGCCUGGCGCAUGUUGUUGAAGUUCAGCAUGCAAAGGAGCAAAAUGCUAAGGGGCUGGA
Molecule: messenger RNA, 1224 nt
Organism: Durusdinium trenchii
Lineage: Eukaryota; Dinophyceae; Suessiales; Symbiodiniaceae
Source: the annotation of a GenBank genome assembly